Molecule: messenger RNA, 792 nt
Organism: Cutaneotrichosporon cavernicola
Lineage: Eukaryota; Fungi; Basidiomycota; Tremellomycetes; Trichosporonales; Trichosporonaceae
Exons: 4
Coding region: 1-792 (263 amino acids)
Source: RefSeq, a predicted model, not a curated record
AUGCCCGCCCGACACCGCGGCAAGCGCGGCGAGCGCGUCCGCUCCGCACUUUACCACACGUCGUUUACAAUCUUUGUCCUCAUCCUCGCUGCGCUGCUUAUGGGCUCGGCGUGGGGGUUGGGCGAACAGGCGUGGCGGACAGACCACCAGCGACGAUGGAACUUGUUUGCGAUGGUUGCGGCGUACGCUGGUGUUGUGAUCAUAUCGCUCUUCCACAUCGGGUCGCGCUUGACUUCGGUGCGGCGGUCGUUGAACACCAUGCCCAAACCAUAUAUGCCGACUAAGACGAUGGAUUUGCCCAAAAAAGUCGCCAACCACAUCGCUACAGAAUACUCCCGCACAGCUAUGAUCGCGCAUAUCUCGCAAGCAACAGCCGGAAUGCACGAAGGCUGGGGACGGCCAAAGACGAAGUGGGAGGGUAUCCAUUACCGGACAUCCAUCCUGGACACGUUGCCCGAGAUGCGCGUUCUUCUCCUCGGCGACACACCAAAUCGCCCGAACGACCUGGGCGCUCUCAUCGCCGCUGCCAGCCGCAUCGACCCGUCCCAUCGACAAGGGGAACCCAGUACGCUCGAGCUUUUUGUCGCCAGCUACGUCGAUAUGGUCCAGCGGGCGCGAUACCAGCGCGCCGAGCCGACUGAGAAGGAGGCCAGCGCCGUGGAGAAGGUCGUCGCGUUCGUGCGCAAUUUAAUCGCUGUCAAGCGGCAGAAGGCCGAAGAAGCGCGGAGCGCCAGCGGGUUUCUGAGUAUGCCCACUGUCCACACGGUUCAUGAGGGGCGUGUUGUAGCAUAG